This is a messenger RNA of Zasmidium cellare ATCC 36951, 324 nucleotides long. RefSeq lists its product as uncharacterized. NCBI's taxonomy places the organism in Eukaryota, Fungi, Ascomycota, Dothideomycetes, Mycosphaerellales, Mycosphaerellaceae. The coding region runs from base 1 to 324 and encodes 107 amino acids. The record is from RefSeq and is a predicted model, not a curated record. The transcript has a single exon.
AUGAGCAGCACAAGCACAAGCACCUCAAAAACAUACCAGCCAACGACCAAACCAAGCGAUUCCAUCCCUCAAGCAGCCAUGAAGUUCCUUCUGCUCGCUACCCUCCCCCUAAUCCACGCCGCCACCCUCCACCCCCUCCCUCGCCAAACCGACGACGACUGCCGCCGCGUCACCCUCCCCGAAGCCCAAUCCUUCAUCACCGCCUUCUCAGACAUCUGGACCCGCACCGGCGACUGGAACACCGCCGCCGCAGAGAUCUUGUCGGAAGACGACUUCGCCUUCAUCUCCAGUGGCGGGUUGUCGUUUUUGGGUCGUCCGGUAUGA